AUGGCUACACAGCAACACCACCAACAGGAGGAGCUUGAAGCAAUCUUUCGUACCACGUACGCACGUUUUCUAUCACAAGGUCUUGCUCCCAAUGAUGCCGUUGCACGUACACUUUUAGAACUCCAAGAAUGUUCGAAAGAUGACGCAAUCACGGGUGACGCUGGCGCGUCAUCCCCUGAUGUAAAAAUGGACGACACGUUUCACUAUCAGCACAAAGAAGACGUGGAAAUGGAAAUGUACAAAGAAGAGACACAGGUCUCGUUGUCGUCGACAAAACCAACGCCCACGACGUGGACGGCUAAUAUGAACCAAUCAACGACAGCGAUUAAUUCUGUCACUUCUAUGGGCACAGAGCUUGAACUGGCGUUACAAUUGGCGACAGAGACGGACGAUUAUCAAGUUACAAAGAGACUUGUUUACCAUGUGUUUUCGGAUCCAGAGAUCUUGAGUGAUGCAUUUAUGAGUGACAAGACACUAGCAGAAGAAGAAGAAAAAGAGAUGAAAUGGUGGUGUAUUGAUCAAGAGAAAAUGAAACGAGUGUUUACGUUGCUCGAUGCUGCAAUGACUGAUAGUUGUGACCAAAAGGCUCUACAGAAUACUUUUCGAAAUGCAUUGGAGAUGCUCGUGACACAGCCAUGGAAUAUCUGCUCGACGUGGGAUUCUCCACGUGCAUUACGCUUCUUUUUAAUCAUGUUUGAACACCCGUCAAUGUUUGAUCCCGAUUAUUUGAACGUCGUGGGUGGACUCUGUCGACUGUUUUAUUAUCUUCCUGAAGACGCCAAGGCCCUUGUUCGUGAGCAAUGGGUCACUUUUUUCUCGGCGGACGAUCUGCAUCGACUUUUGGAUAUCCUGCAACAAGCAAUCACCGUGUGUCUCUACGGCUCGCGCAAAAUGGACCUCGUGUAUGCAGCUUGUGGCGUUCUUGCGCAGCUCCAGAUUGUAAACCGGGAGCGAUCAAAUGGCCACGAACCGUUUGCCACGUACGAGGAGUUUUAUAAUGAUGCUGUAAAUUCCGAAGUGGACAUUACGCAGGACUAUUCACGUUCCAUUAUCUUUUGGAAGAAAUGCCGUGCUGCCCUGCAUUCUACUCAUCGGUUGGAGCAUGAGGAGCUGCGACGUCGUCAGCAGCAGAAUGAUGGCGAAGAUACGACGGAGCGUGAGCGUGUAGAACAAGAGAGGAGACAGGAAGAAGCUAGACGGAAGGCUGAACCCAUGCCGGAGCGCAUGCUUUCGGAAAUGUCAUUUUGUGAUUUUCCUUUCGUUUUGGAUGCGGGUUCCAAAAGCAAAGUGCUGCAUAUCGAUUCGGAUCUCGAGCAGCGUGCACGUGCGCAGGAUGCAGUGUUGUCUCGCUCUAUAUUGCUCGCGGAACGUGCACAAUCACCUUACUUGGUACUAAAGGUGCGACGUGAAAAUAUCGUGGAGGACGCGAUGCAGCAAUUAGUGCACUUAUCCUCGUCAGCGGAGACGCUGAAGAAGCCUCUUAAGGUUAAGUUUGUCGGUGAAGAAGGCAUUGAUGAGGGUGGUGUGCAGAAAGAGUUUUUUCAAAUCCUCAUUCGACAGCUACUGGAUCCGGCCUAUGGUAUGUUUACGUACGAUGAGGAGACACGUACAUUGUGGUUUAACAGCGAUUCACUGGAAGCCACCAUGGAGUUUGAGCUAAUUGGUACGCUUCUGGGUCUUGCUAUUUACAACGCUGUUAUUCUGGACGUUAGCUUUCCACACAUUGUGUACAAGAAAGUAAUGGGCUACCCACUUGGACUGGAAGAUCUUGAGUUAGCAAUGCCUGAUCUUGGACGUGGUCUACGGCAGCUGCUGAACUUUCAGGGUGACGUAGAGGAAGUAUAUCAGCGUACGUUUGAGUACUCGUAUGAAGUGUUUGGCGAGGUUAAGGCGGUGGAGCUGAAGCCAGAAGGGAGCUCAAUUCCUGUAACGAAGAGCAAUCGCGAGGAGUACGUUGCGUUAUACGUAGACUAUGUGCUGAACAAGUCGGUCUCCCGACAGUACGCUGCUUUCCACCGUGGCUUCCACCAGGUUUGCAAUCAUGAGGUCCUAAGCAUGUUCCGGUGGGAGGAGUUGCAGUUGCUGAUCUGUGGCAGUAGCGACCUGGACUUUAAGGCUCUUGAGGAAGCUACGCACUACGAGGACGGUUUUGCAGAAGACAGCGAGAUCAUCCGAGAUUUCUGGGUCAUCGUGCACGCACUUCCACUAGAAGACAAGAAAAAGCUGCUGCGGUUUGCGACAGGUAGUGAUCGCGUACCCAUCCGAGGUCUCUCAAAUCUAGUGUUUGUCAUCUCGCGCAACGGCCCAGACUCUGGUCGCCUUCCUACGGCGCAUACCUGCUUUAACCACCUGCUACUACCCGAGUACAGCAGCCGCGCGAAGCUCAAAGAGCUUUUGCUACUAGCAAUUAAUCAGGCCGAAGGUUUUGGACUACGGUGA
Peronospora farinosa is the source of this 2439-nucleotide messenger RNA. The record is from the annotation of a GenBank genome assembly. Lineage: Eukaryota; Oomycota; Peronosporomycetes; Peronosporales; Peronosporaceae.